Thalassophryne amazonica is the source of this 1278-nucleotide messenger RNA. Its product is annotated as zeta-sarcoglycan-like. NCBI's taxonomy places the organism in Eukaryota, Metazoa, Chordata, Actinopteri, Batrachoidiformes, Batrachoididae. Gene Ontology annotation, cellular component: sarcolemma; sarcoglycan complex. The record is from RefSeq and is a predicted model, not a curated record. Gene Ontology annotation, biological process: heart contraction; cardiac muscle tissue development. The transcript has 8 exons. Bases 233 to 1177 code for a protein of 314 amino acids.
GCGGGGGGGAGAAGAGUCGCGUCGGUUCCUCGAGCCCAAAUUGAGCGGCAAACAAACCGGUUUUUAAUUUUUCUUUUUAGAAUGUAACUUAAUAUGACGUGGAACAGGUGUAAGUAGUUGUGAUUGUAACUUGACCGGACAGCGUAUUAAUACUUUUUUUUUGAGUGAAGAGCCGUUUGUUGAUGAAUUCAGUGCUUUCGGCUUGUGUGGAGUUUAUAAAUAUGUAAUAAACAUGGAACAGUCCGCUACUCUCGACAUAGAGACGCUGAAGAUAACCCAGGAGCAGUUCAUUCUUGCAUCCCAGUCACUGCACCUCCAGCGCCCGGGCCGCGGCGCCGUUUACCCCGUGGGUCUGUACGGCUGGAGGAAAAGAUGCCUCUAUUUCUUCCUGCUGCUGCUCAUGGUCACCAUGAUUGUUAACCUGGCCCUCACUGUCUGGAUUAUAAAAGUCAUGAAUUUCUCCGUGGAUGGAAUGGGGAAUCUCCAGCUGAAACAGGAUGGGAUUCACCUGGAGGGAAUUUCUGAAUUUCUUUUGCCACUUUAUGUAAAUGAGAUCCAUUCCAGGAAGGACAGCUUAAUGGUCUUGCGUUCAGGAAAGAACGUCACGCUGAAUGCUCGAAAUGACCUUGGCCAACUCACUGGUCAACUCACAGUUGGUUCUGAUGCGGUGAAGGUCCAGUGUCAGAGGCUGAAGGUGCUCAGUGCAGACGGAGGCAGAUUGAUGUUCACCGCAAACGAAGAUGAGAUCGUCAUGACAACAGAAAAACUCAGAGUCACAGGCUCGGAUGGCACCAUUUUUGGCCAUUCUGUAGAAACUCCGCUGAUCCAGGCGCAGGCAUCUGAAGACCUGAAGCUGGAAUCUCCGACUCGGACGCUGACCAUGGAGGCUCCCCGAGGUUUGGAGGUCAGCGCUGACCGCGGGUCGCUGAAAGUCAGUGGCCAAAAGGACGUCCAGCUGGAGUCCACGGAGGGCGAGAUACUUUUGGAUGCCGCCACCAUCCAGCUCGGCCACCUCCCACUUGGCGUCUACACGUCGACACCCACUGGAGCUUCCGAGGAGGUGCAGCAGGAGGCGACGUACGAAGUGUGCGUCUGCCCCAGCGGUAAGAUGUACCUGUCUUCCGCGGAGAGCACCUCCAGCUGCCAGGCCAUGAGCAGCAUCUGCCUGUGGAGCUGACCUGGGAGCAGCGCCGCAGAGACGCCACACUUUGAACAUCUGCUGCAGAUCCUGUCGGCGCACGGAGCAGAAGUCAGCUCAGGCAUCAGGGGGAACCUCUG